Messenger RNA from Mesorhabditis spiculigera, 615 nucleotides. Lineage: Eukaryota; Metazoa; Nematoda; Chromadorea; Rhabditida; Rhabditidae. The record is from the annotation of a GenBank genome assembly.
AUGCCUCAAUACAAGCUGACCUACUUCGACAUCCGAGGCCUCGGCGAGCCGGCCAGGCAGCUCUUCGCCCUCGCCCACGUCGAGUUUGAGGACAACCGGAUCAAGAAGGAAAAUUGGCUCGAGUUGAAGCCGACCACUCCAUUCGGAAAGCUUCCAAUUCUCGAAGUCGACGGGAAGGAGCUCGCCCAAUCGAAGGCCAUCUACCGCUACCUGGGCAAGCAGUUCGGCUUCGCCGGAGCCGACGACUGGGAGUCCGCUCAAAUCGACCAGUGGGCCGAUCAGCUCCAAGAUUACGGGACCGCCAUGAGGCCGUGGUCGGCGGUAGCUGGCGGAUAUACCGAGGGGGACAAAGAGAAGCUGUACAAGGAGGUGGCCGAGCCGGCUCGUGAUCAGCAUCUGCCCCUCAUCGUCAAGCAGCUCAAAGCGAAUGGAUCUGGAUUUUUGGUCGGCUCUAAAGUCUCUUGGGUAGAUCUGGCGUUUCUGACCACCCUCGAGAAGACGCUCACCUCGGCGCCAAACUUUUUGGAGAAGUACCCGGAGAUCACCGCCUACGUCAAGAAGAUUCAUGAAAUCCCCGAAAUCAAAGAAAGUAACGAUAAGCAGGGGUUGAACUAU